Trypanosoma theileri is the source of this 1440-nucleotide messenger RNA. RefSeq lists its product as uncharacterized. The transcript has a single exon. The record is from RefSeq and is a predicted model, not a curated record. Gene Ontology annotation, cellular component: Golgi apparatus; endoplasmic reticulum; plasma membrane. The coding region runs from base 1 to 1440 and encodes 479 amino acids. Lineage: Eukaryota; Euglenozoa; Kinetoplastea; Trypanosomatida; Trypanosomatidae.
AUGGGCUCCAGACGUGGGGAUCCAUCAAGAUCAUCGCUAUUGCAGCGGCGAUGGAAUACAUGUAAAGAUUUCUGGUCCUCAUACGGUCGUACCAGUUACGGUGGAAACCCCGUCUCCCAACAGACACUUCCCUCGUUUUUCUUAUAUAGUUCCCCAUAUAUUCUCUUACCCAUCUUCUUUCUUGUAUCCGCUAUCUUUAUUGCGUUGGGUAUUGUGUUAAUUGUAGCUGCGGAUCACUAUUAUGAGGUGGAGUUGGAAUAUAGUGAUAUCCAUCGAUAUCAAUAUAUUCCUACAGAUCCAAUGGUAAAUAUAAAUCAAGGUAUUCGUAAAUUUUUAGUAGGAAAUACCACACACGCACAAGGUACACGUACACGUGUUAUGUUUGAAGUUCAAGAAACCCUCAAAGCGCCUGUAUAUUUAUACUACACAUUGGAUAACUUCUUUCAGAAUUUUAGAGAUUUCCAUAAUGGGAGAUCUAAACAUUUAAUGCUUGGGAGAGAGCGAUUAAGCGGAAAGUAUCCGGAGUGUAUGCCAUUUGAGAAACCUGGUUAUCUUGAUAAUACUGGUGAUAAUAUAGUCCAAAUAGAGGCAGGAGGAAUAACACAAAAAUUGCGGUACCAUGAUUUUGUUUAUAAUCCUUGUGGAGUAGCACCAUGGUCUAUGUUUAACGAUACCUUUAUUCUUUAUCAUGUCGAAGAACAAACAAACAACGAAAGUAGUGGUGAUAAUAUCACCAAUAGUAAUAGUAAUAGUGGCAUUUCCCCAACAGUAGAGAAUAUCACUAUGAUAUGUAAUUCAAGUGACUUUAGUGCGAAUGGUGACCCACUGGGCUACAGUACCACACCGAAUAAAUGCCAUAAGAAGGGUAUUUCAUGGAAAGCAGAUGAAAAGAUUAGAUAUAAAAAAUUAAGAACAGGUUUUAAACUUUGGACUCUUCACUAUCCUUACCAAAAUGAUAAUGUGUAUCUCACCAAUGGAUGGUAUGCAAAUGAACCUGGGCAUAGUUUAACAGAUCCACUGGAUUAUGACCUGCAGGUUUGGAUUCGUGGAGCAUUUCUUCCAAAAUUUCGAAAGUUACUUCGCAUUAUUGACGUAGAUCUAAAAAAGGGAAAAUAUAUAAUGGAUAUUGAUGAAUUUUUUGAUGUGACAACACUGCGAGGUUCAAAAGGAUUUGUCCUUUCCACUUCUGCAUGGAUAAAGAAAGAUGGACAUGGUUUAGGAAUUGCUUUUCUCGUGGUUGGGGCCAUUUCAUUCAUUCUUGCUGUUACUUUCAGUAUUGAGUUUCUCUUCAGGUGGCGGCAGAAUAAAACGCUACCGGAACCCAAAGCACGAUGGUAUAUAUUUGAUCCUAAUAGUAUGGAAAUGAGAAUAUAUUAUGAGCAAAGGACGAAACGUUAUGAUAUUCCAUUAAAUGAAUCAGAAGAAGAAAUGGUGGGGUAG